CCACGCCUCGUGUAGAGUAUGUACGCGUCACCACCACACGUCCCUCCCUCCUACCUCUCAACCAAGAUGACCGACUCCGAAGCAGCAGACCAACCACACAACUAUGACUUCGACUCCGACCUCGACGCGGACCUCGACGCCUCGGAGUCAGAAGUGGAUGCGGACCUGAACCCAGACCUCGACCUCGACCACGACUCCUCGCCGUCGCGCGCGUCCUCGCCCGCCUCCAUCCCGGAAUUACCAACCGGCGAGUUCCCAACGGUCGCGUCGCUAACGGGGCUAUUCAUAUCGCACCUCGAGUGCAGCAUCCACACGAUUCUGUACGCGCGGGGUAUCUACCCCGCGCGGCUAUUCAUGGCGAGCCGCAUGUACGGCGCCGCCGUAAAGAUGUGUCGUGUCCCGGCCGUAAACAGAUUCGUGCGCGAACUGGUCGAUACUGUCGGCGAGCAGAUGCUCGCCGAGAAUGUGCGCAUUGUGGCGGUGGUCGUACUGUCGCCGGGCCCGCUGCGCGCGCCGCUGGAGAGGUUUUGUUUUGAUGUGGGGUAUUUGCCACGGGUGGGGGGGAGGGAGAGGCAUACCCUCCUGGUGGCGGAGGAUGGGAUUACAGACCUCCCGGAUCUACAUGCGCAGUUCAGGAGUCUUAUGAUGCAGUUGGCCAGUGUGGCGGGCAGGCUGGGGAGGCUGCCUGAGGGCUGCUCGUUUACAGUUGCGUUGGAGCUGGAGGAGGGGGGUGUCCCCAUCGAGCGCGAGAAGCGGUGGGUCGUCGAGGAUCCGAAGAUGACGAAUGGAACGGUGGGAACGGUGGGGACGACGACGGUCACGCUGAGGAGUAUUGUUAGCGGCGCGAUGAAUCUCGAUGUCUGGGUCGAGGAGUCGGGGGCUAAGGCGAAGCUGCCGGUUGCUUGAGCUUGGAAGGCGGGGGUUGCUUGGGCUUGGGCUUGGACUUGGACUUGUAGAUGACUUGGUGCGAGCAUUGCUUUGGGGUUUUGGCGUCAGUUACUUGGUUACUUGGGCAUGGAUGUUGAUGGAUCGGCGCCUCUUUCUGAGGGUAAAUAUUGCUUUUACGGGCACGGUGUUGUUGGGUUCUUUAGUGAGGAUUCGGCAAUGCAGGUUGGAAAUGGUUGUGAGAUCACUUCUUCGUAUCCUGAGUCGAGAUCGUCGAC
Tricharina praecox is the source of this 1163-nucleotide messenger RNA. RefSeq names its product DNA-binding protein. Lineage: Eukaryota; Fungi; Ascomycota; Pezizomycetes; Pezizales; Pyronemataceae. The record is from RefSeq and is a predicted model, not a curated record. The coding region runs from base 19 to 906 and encodes 295 amino acids. Gene Ontology annotation, cellular component: zeta DNA polymerase complex. The transcript has a single exon.